UGUGACAUUUGCAUUGCGUCCCGCCUACAAGGCGUUGGAGGAGUGUCUGCUGCUCUUCUAAAGUAUUUCACCGGAGAGAACGAGAGAAGGAGGAUGCUCACAGCAUCAUCGAUGGCCCAGACACGGGAGGAACAGACGCUGGGUAUUAGAGCAGUGGUGUGCAACAGCGUGACCCCAUUCACACUUCUUCAUUAGUGGCAACAAAAAGGUAGCCAUGCCCCCACCAGCUGACAUUGUGAAGGUGGCUAUUGAAUGGCCGGGUGCAAAUGCUCAACUUAUAGAGAUGGACCAGAAACGACCUUUGACCUCAAUCAUCCGUGAAGUCUGUGACGGAUGGUCUUUGUCAGGGUCCGAACAGUUUGCUCUGCGCUAUGCUGAUGGUCCCCAGCUUUAUAUCACAGAACAGAGUCGCAGUGAAAUCAAGAACGGGACCAUCCUUCGAUUAGCCAUUUCGCCCGGCCGGGCUGCUCGUCAGCUCCUGGAGCGUAUCCAAUCCCAUGGGAUUGACGCUCGCUUAGAAGCUCUGAAGGAGCUGGCCAAGCUGUCAGCAGACACCACGUUUGCUGCAGAGUUUAUCAAUAUGGAGGGCAUUGGGACGUUGGCCCGCCUCGUCGAGAGUGGCACCCACUUCGGCGAAAUGCUGGCAUUCACCCUCACCGCAUUCCUGGAAUUAAUGGAUCACGGCAUUGUAUCCUGGGAUCUUAUCUCACUCUCCUUCAUCAAGCAGAUUGCAGGCUAUGUGAACCAGCCUAUGGUGGACGUGUCCAUCCUGCAGCGUUCUCUGGCCAUCCUGGAGAGUAUGGUACUCAACAGCCACAGCCUCUACCACCGAGUGGCUCAGGAGAUCACCGUGGGACAGCUCAUCGGGCACCUGCAAGUGUCAAACCAAGAGAUUCAGACUUAUGCAAUUGCCCUCAUCAAUGCUCUUUUCCUGAAAGCACCCGAGGACAGACGGCAGGAGGUGUACACUAACCCACUGGAGCAGCACCUCACUGAAAUGGCCAGCACCUUGGCACAGAAGCACUUGCGCUCCAUUAUUCUGAAUCAUGUCAUAAGAGGAAAUCGACCAAUCAAAGCAGAAAUGGCACAUCAGCUGUAUGUUCUGCAGGUGUUGACCUUUAAUCUUUUGGAGGAACGAAUGAUGACCAAAAUGGAUCCUAAUGACCAGACUCAACGAGAUGUCAUUUUCGAGCUGCGGAGGAUUGCAUUUGAUGGAGAAAAUGACCCCACUGGCACAGAAAAACGAAAGACGUUGUAUGCUAAAGAUUAUAAAAUGCUAGGUUUUACGAACCAUGUGAACCCUGCUAUGGACUUCACACAGACUCCACCCGGGAUGUUAGCUCUGGACAACAUGCUGUACCUGGCCAAGGUCCAUCAGGACACAUACAUCCGUAUUGUCUUGGAAAACAGUAGUCGCGAGGAUAAGCAUGAAUGUCCCUUUGGCCGGUGUGCCAUCGACCUCACUCGAAUACUUUGUGAGAUACUCCAAGUUGGAGAGUUGCCUAAUGAGGGCUGCAAUGACUACCACCCCAUGUUCUUCACUCAUGACCGAGCAUGGGAAGAAUUCUUCUGCAUCUGCAUCCAACUGCUCAAUAAAACCUGGAAGGAGAUGAGGGCCACCUCCGAGGACUUUAAUAAGCAGGUGAUGCAGGUGGUCCGAGAGCAGAUCACCAGAGCUCUGGCCAUGAAGCCCUCGUCUUUGGACCAGCUGAAGAACAAGCUGCGAGGUCUCAACUACUCCGAGAUACUACGACUACGACAGUCCGAGAGAAUGAGCCAGGAUGACUUUCAGUCCCCGCCCAUCAUUGAGCUUCGCGAGAGAAUCCAGCCUGAGAUUCUGGAGCUCAUUAAACAACAACGACUCAAUCGCCUGUGCGAGGGCAGCUGUUUCCGAAAAGUGGGGAACCGCCGAAGGCAAGAGAAAUUUUGGUUCUGCAGACUUUCUCUUAAUCACAAAGUGCUGCACUACGGGGACUUGGAUGAAUCACCUCAGGGUGAAGUGCCUUUUGAGAUGCUUAGUGACAAAAUCCCCGUCUCUGACAUCAAGUCCGUGGUGACUGGGAAGGACUGCCCUCAUAUGAAGGAGAAAAGUGCUCUGAAACAAAACAAGGAGGUGCUGGAGUUGGCUUUCUCGGUCCUUUACGAUCCGGAUGAGACGCUCAACUUUGUUGCGCCCAACAAAUAUGAGUAUUGCAUCUGGACGGACGGCUUGUGUGCGCUGCUGGGCAGAGAGAUGAGCAGUGACCUCACACGCAGUGACCUGGACACGCUUAUCAGCAUGGAGAUGAAGCUCCGCCUCCUGGACCUUGAGAACAUCACAAUCCCAGAAGCUCCACCCCCUGUUCCAAAGGAGCCAAGCUCUUAUAAUUUCACUUACAACUACAGUUGAGCUCCAGCCCACCUCAUCUAACGUGAGCCGAAAUUUGGACACAGAACCUCAAAGUUGUAAGAGCUGUGCCAACCACAAUACUGUAAUAUAGUUGGAGGAAAAUGUUUAAACUUAUUUUAUGUAUGUUUUAAGUAGUAAUGCAUCCAUCAUCAGUCACAAGAAUUUCUUUCAUGUUUAAAAAACUAUGAAUGUAAUAUAUACUGUGCUAUAUAAGGUUUUAUUUUUUACUGUGCUAAUCAGGUUUUAUUAUUAUUCUUUUUUUUCCCCUCCAUAGCUUCGCACUGUACUAAAACUAUGGUUACAAUUGUGGCAAUGACCAGAAUUUUUUUUUUAUAUAUAUAUAUAUGUACGUAUAUAUAUUUUGAGAAUGUCUCUGAAGAAACCAUUGCCAUAUUGAAUGAUUGUAGACGUUUUUGUCAUUUUGGUUAUUGUACCGAAUUAGCACACUUUUUGUUGUUUUAAAACAGUAGCCAUGGUAUCAAGCCUGAAGUGUUAUUGUUUAAAAGUCGUUUUUUCAUCAUGUCAAUGUUGAAUCUAGUACAAAACAUGUCAAUGAUGUCAUUUGCUAAUGCAGAAUAGAAUUAUAUUUUUGUAAAUGAUUGUACACUGUGAGGAGAAUGAUAUUGAAAUAACAUCAUCAUUUUGUAUAAUCCUUUUUUUAGCAUGCAAUUUAUGUUUGAAGUAUUUUUUUGUGCUGCAUUGACUGCAAUGCUACCAAAUCAUGUUUUUAAAGCUCAUAUUGGCUUUUUGUGAACAUUUUUCUUUAGUAUUAGGCACUUUGUCAGACAAUGAUGAUGUUAUAGUAAUGUGUCUUGUAUGGUUAAAGAGUAUUGCAAAUCCCUGUACUAUUGAUGCUAUUUGUGAAAAAAUGUGUCUGUUUUUAACUACUAAUGGAUGUUGUAAUAGUUUCAUAUUUUUUAUGGAAAAGAAGCUGCUAUUACAGAAUUCCAUCUGAAUUUAGCAUACAGCAUUAACUUCAAUGACUGAAGUGCUUUUGCAUUAGAUAUGCUGACAGUAUGAUUUUGCAUCUGGUACUUUUCUCCAUUUGAUUGUAACCGUAUUGAAUGGGAUGUUGUUGAUUUAUAAAUAUAACAGCAAAAAAAAAACUUAGUCUAAAUAUGGUAUACAUUUAUAGUAACUGUGUAUACAGUAUAUAGUGUUGUGUUGACUUAAUUGGACAAAAUGUACUGUAUAAUGUUCGGUGUCAAUAAAUACAAAGUAACCAAAGUA
Molecule: messenger RNA, 3619 nt
Organism: Syngnathus typhle (broad-nosed pipefish)
Lineage: Eukaryota; Metazoa; Chordata; Actinopteri; Syngnathiformes; Syngnathidae
Gene: elmo2
Product: engulfment and cell motility 2
Exons: 24
Coding region: 215-2389 (724 amino acids)
Biological process (GO): actin filament organization; cell motility
Source: RefSeq, a predicted model, not a curated record